Ipomoea nil (Japanese morning glory) is the source of this 1465-nucleotide messenger RNA. Its product is annotated as eIF-2-alpha kinase activator GCN1-like. The coding region runs from base 115 to 666 and encodes 183 amino acids. The record is from RefSeq and is a predicted model, not a curated record. The transcript is spliced from 5 exons. NCBI's taxonomy places the organism in Eukaryota, Viridiplantae, Streptophyta, Magnoliopsida, Solanales, Convolvulaceae. Gene Ontology annotation, molecular function: protein kinase regulator activity. Gene Ontology annotation, biological process: cellular response to amino acid starvation; regulation of translation. Gene Ontology annotation, cellular component: cytosol.
UUAAAAAUCAUUUUCAAAUGUGCUCUAGUUUAAAAAUAAUUUUCAAUUGUGCUCUUUAGUUUAAAAAUAAUUUUCAAGUGUGCUCUUUAGUUUAAAAAUGAUUGUAUAUCCGUGAUGCUGGUUUUUGUGAGGACAAUAUUGGUGCUGGUUGGAUCGGCAGACAAGGGCGGGAUAGCAUUGGCUUUACAUUCUGUGGCUGAUGUGCUUGGAACCAAAGAUCUUCCUGUUGUUAUGACUAUCCUAAUAUCACGAACGCUGGGUCUUAUAAUUGGAUCUGCUGAAUUAAGAGAGAAAGCAGCUUUGUGCCGUGGAGGGUUAAUUGAAGUGACAAGUGAGCAAGCAUUAAAGGAGUUUUUCAUUCCAAUCACAGGGCCGUUGAUCCGUAUAAUAGGGGACAGGUUCCCAUGGCAAGUUAAAAGUGCAAUUCUCUCAACUUUGAGCAUCAUAAUACAGAAGGGUGGGUUGGCCCUAAAGCCUUUUCUUCCCCAGCUUCAAACAACAUUUGAUAAAUGUUUGCAGGAUAAUACAAGGACUGUUCGAUCAAGUGCUGCUCUUGCCCUUGGUAAACUAAGUGCACUCACAACUAGGAUUGAUCCUUUGGUGUUGGUGAUCUUUUAUCUGCUUUACAGCAGUAUUCAGAUGUUGGAAUUCGUGAUGCUAUUUUGACUGCUUUGAAAGGAGUGAUUAAACAUGCUGGCAAAAAUGUGAGCAGUGCUUCUAGCACACGUCUAGAACAUAGUUUCUCUCAUUAAAAAUAAAAAUACUAGGUGGUUGUAUUUUUUUUUUUUUUUUAAAAAGAAGAAAGGAAAUACUUCAAAAUAAUAUACUGUUCCAGACGGCGGGCAAAACAGAAAAGCUUCUCUUUUUCGCUAAAUGCCAGACUGAAUCAACCCAGUCUUGUCUCUUGGAUCCAGUGGUUCUAUCAAAAUGGUAAUUUCAAGCAUUGCCAUUUGGGUGUUCUCUCGAUUCAUUUUUCUGGCGAAUUGGUUGAUGGUUUGGUUUGGGCUUGAAAUGGGCAGAUUUGAUUCAUUCUGCUUAAAAACUGGCAAGGAUAAGACUCGUUUGGCCAAGUAUUACACCCCCCUUGAGGAAUCCGAGAAGCACAAAGUCGAAAACAUGUUCUUGCUAUGAUAUCUCGAUACAUUUGUGUCAUUAACGCUGAGUUUUAACAUUCGAUCUGGUUCUGGAGGUUCAGCGGUUGGUCGUGAAUAGAGACCCCAAAUUCAUCAACUUUGUGGAGCUGAGAGGGUUAGAACUUUUUUUUUUUUUUUUUCACAAAUCGUUCUAUUGCCUCAUGUAAAACUUUUCAUGCAAUGAUAAGAUCUGUGCUGUGUGUUCUAUUCCUUUCAAAGUUAAGAGGCCAUUGAUUCCUUAAACUGUACUGCCAAAGAUGCUCUGAUUGAAUACUGAUUCUGUUGAUUGUUGUUAAGAGCGGAAUGUGAAGGAAAUAGUUAAUUGUUUCUCA